Messenger RNA from Solea senegalensis (Senegalese sole), 4403 nucleotides. It is a transcript of the gene atosb, whose product is annotated as protein FAM214B. The record is from RefSeq and is a predicted model, not a curated record. Lineage: Eukaryota; Metazoa; Chordata; Actinopteri; Pleuronectiformes; Soleidae. Bases 1292 to 3226 code for a protein of 644 amino acids. The transcript has 12 exons.
GUCGCUUAAAGGGCCAGAAGAGGAAAUUUCAGGCAGACUGAAACGACGAAAACAGCUGCGAGCACAGAAAAAAAAAAGAAAAAAGAAAAAUACAGGCACAGAAAGGAAGGGACGUAGACAACCAGGCAGCGAACUAUGUGGCAAGACGAGGCUGAAACUCUCCCAUGAUUGUACACCUUUUUACACCGACAGCAAUCGCGAACAACGGCGUUUUUUAGCCUCAAAGUCGGCUACCAGAACGUUAGCUACCUGGACUCUGACAACGCAGCAGCGAGAGAUAACAAAAAAGAGGCCAAACACCAGGGCGCAUAGGCUCACACAUCGUGUCUACCUUCCUGACUUCAUCCUGUUUUAUUAAAGGAGGAAGGAAGCAAAGAGAGACAGCACGCAAGAGAGUCGAGGGAAAGAGAGAAGGCAGCCUGAUCCAGUGGAAACAGACAAAACAGAGGAGAGAAAGCGAAUGCAGCACAGUCACCCAUCCUGCCAUCAGACAAAAUAAAAAGGAAGGAAGUGGAGACAGAGAGAUACACUCCAUCUCUCAAACAGGAUGUUUCGCUCACGUGCUAGUUCUCAUGUCGCCACUCUAACAACAGCUGAUGUACCUCAGGCACAUGAUGUCUCUGUGUUAGCCUUGUACCACUUACUCGUAUAACACUGCCUCUCUCAUGAUGAUGAAACGACAUGUCUCUGCUCCUCCUGAUGGUGCUGUGUGUCAUCUGACCCAAGACCAUUAGCCUUUGACUUCAUGACUGCAGUCUUCCUUGACAUGAAGGAACUGUGGGUGGAAUUACUGCGUCCUAAUGCCAUAGCCAUGCUACACCCCAUGCUGAGGUGACCAAGGCGAGUUUGUCUGGCUGUCAGCCAAUCACAGAGGGAGGGAGCCCCAGUAGUAUUACAUCCCAUUCUGGUCAUAUUUCCUGUGCCUACGUUCUUCACUCCUACUUCCUCUGAGGUCCUUAGUGUUUCCUGGUUACCUAUCCUGGGAUGUUGGCGUUGUUCUGUGACCUUUGCCGUGGAGAUAGAUGGGUUCCUUUAGUAGACAUUUUUAGACAAAAUUUCCAGAUGUUGCUCCAGAUGCAGCUUGUCCACACAGGCAGAAUUAGACAAGGACUGGCACAGAGGUGCUGUGCAGCUCAGCUUCCAAUUUCACUGUGUUUGAUGACAUUACAGCAGGAACUAUAGUACUUCCUGCUUCCGUGAAACCUCUUGCUUUGCCUUCUGGCACUUGUGAGGACUGACUUGACCUGUUGCACAAAACCUAGUCAAGACAUUUAACCCCAAUAAAGCAACCAUGCGGCACAUCCACGUAGAAUUAGCCCACAAAAAGGCUCCCUUAGAACUUCCAGCCCAUGAAGGGGACCUGCCUCCACCAACAGCCCCAGCACAGGGCCUAGACCAUGGGGUCAGACCAGGGGCACCAAGACACUUUGGCCAGGAGGAGCUGAGGCUCCAAAAGGUCUACCAGCUCUCUAUUUUCUCCCAGUUGGGGGGAUUUUCUACCUCCACACAAUCCAACACUGAGACCCAGCAGAGACCUGUUCGCUUAGGAGUGAAAAGGGGGCUGGAGGAGCCUCAGUUGACUCAUAAGCGUCCUCAGUUGGGAGACCUCUCAGAAAGGGAGGCCCUGGAGGGAGGAGUGCUGUGUGGGCCAGCCCCAGCUCAAGGUGUUGGGAUGGGAUUGGUCACAGGCCUUGGUGGGCCCAGUUCUGUAUACUCUUGUACACAGACGGAGCACAGAGACUCUGAAGUGGGGCUGUCACCCAGGUCUCCACCACUCUCCCCAAGCCACACCCCCUCCCGUCGGGCAAGUCAGCACAAUCACGACAAGCCCAUUCCUGAUGUGUUUGCCCCACUCUCACCUAAAUCACCCCCAAUGUAUGACCCACAUGGGCAUCUUUGUGACCAGGGCCACACCAUCGGAAGCUCAGUCAGGACUGAGUCUAGUAAUGGCGGCCGCACGCCCACCUACUCUUUAAGUAACCCUGGAAAUGAGAGCUGCAAUAAUGGCUCAUCAGGAGGUCAGCCCAGCCCCCACUUAUAUGAAAUGUCCACAUAUGAGACUCCCAACCCUGCCAGUCCCACUAGCCCUCCAGGCCCAUUUUCCCCCCCACAUCAUAUAGAGCUGCAGGAACCAGGUGAGGCCACCGAAUGGGAAGUUGGACUUGAAUCCUCCCCACCUGAGCGAAGUGCCACCCAGGCUGUCUCGUCCUCGUCUAAUGGUCUGGCUUCAUGGGAGAAGACACCCAGCAGUAAUGGUCAUCGUCUAUCAUCUGGAGGCCAUUGGCCUGCCAAAAAGAGGCUGCUGUCCCCAAGUGACACAGCGGAGUCGUGUUCAGAGGAUGAGGGGCCUUCCACGUCCAAGAGAAGCAGACUAUCCCUGCUGCCUCCAGGACUGGGCCCUGCCUCAUGUCGCAGCACUGAUGCCAAAGCUGCCCCUUACUGGAACCACCUGCUGCCAUCCGCAUGGGACCGGCCUAAAACUGCUACUGACUGCACAAGAUCAGGGAGGCGACUAAAAACUGGGCUGCGGUUGAAAAGUCGGCAGCUGCGCAGCGGCAGACAGACAGACACCAGCCGCUCAGCACGUUCCAGCUGGCCCUCAUCUUCCAUCAGCAGGUCGCUACUUGGCAACUUUGAGGAGUCUAUACUUAAGGGACGAUUCACCCCAUCAGGCCAGAUUGAAGGCUUCACGGCAGAGAUCGGGGCCAGUGGGUCAUAUUGCCCGGAGCACGUCACCCUGCCUGUGCAGGUUACAUACUACGACAUCUCAGAGCACAGCGCUCCCUCACCCUUUCUGGGGGUCAUUUCCCUUGAGCAGCUUGGAAAGAAAGGAUACAGUGUACCCAAAGCAGGGACCAUUCAAGUGACCUUAUUCAAUCCCAACAAAACUGUGGUGAAGAUGUUCCUCGUGACCUAUAACUUUGUCGACAUGCCUGUCAAUCAUAUGACCUUCCUGCGCCACCGAAUCUUCCUGGUGCCUGUGGAGGAGGGAGUUGAGGAGAAUGGCGAGGUGCCUCCAGGGGGCGUAGCUCCAGACAGGAAGAAGAUUCUCUGCUACCUGAUGCAUCUCAGAUUCCAGAGCUCUAAAUCUGGGAAGAUCUACUUGCACAACAAUAUCCGGCUGCUAUUCUCCCGCAAAUCCAUCGAAGUGGACUCGGGGAUCCCUUACGAGCUGAAAUCUUUCACCGAGGUGCCAAGAAACCCUAAAUACUCCCCCCGUAUGUGACCCCAGCUUGACCCUUCAACCUUCACAGCCCCUCCUGUGCUUCCUGAAGAAGACGGAGGGAAACGGACAAACUGCUAGAGCGAUGGACACAAAAACUGGAUAAGACUGGAUGAGACAUCAUCGCAACACACAUAUGCGCACAUUUCACCUUGUGGUUGUUACUGUAAAAGUCCCCCUUUUAUACAUUGAUUCUUCAACUUGGUAUCUUCCAUUAAUGGAAAAUGAAAAAAAAAAAAGAAAAAAGAGGAAUAUUUAAAAGCAGGACUUUUUCAAACACACCACAUCUGAACAAAGAAGUGUGCGCCCACACACACACACACACAAAUGCACCAAAUCACGCACAGCACAUGCCACAUACGUCACAACCGAAGAACUUGGUGGUGGUGUAUCUAUGCGUUCAGUGUUAACAUGCAUGCCUUGUGACUAUAACACCUGAGUUUCCUCUAGUGCCGUAUCACACUGUCCUUCACUCUGCCUGCAGCACCAGCCGCCUCAUUGGACCAACUUGUUCCCACGACAGGAAAGACACAAACAGUAAGCACAUUGCUGAUUGUGGGGUGAAUAAGAUGAUGACUCCCUACCGACCCACCUACACACACACACACACACACACCACCAUCUCUGAGCAGCAGAGAGAUGAGCAGGGUGAGGGCCAAUUUAAAAAAAAACAAAACAAAAACAUCUUGAGUAAAAAAAAACAAACACGCCAACACGAUUUGAUCAAACUCAGGAAAGCUGUCGUAGAAUAAUUUUCUCCUUUUACCAUUUCACUCACCACAAUGCAGACCACUGUGAAGCAGGAGGGUCAUGGUACCUCAUGAAAAAACAUUUUAUGUAGCCAGACUGAGGGACACUGUGCUGUUUAUUUUAUUUUUUUAGGAUUUCCUUUUGUUUUUAUUUUGUUCUUUUUUUGUUUCUGACGUCGGAGCAGAAGAUGGAAAAAAAGAAAAGACGAGCUGUAGUAUUUUUAAUUUAUGUUUUUCGCAAAUGUCUUAAGCAAUAUACUGCACAAAGUAGAGUGUGUUUUUCAGCCAGACGAGCGUUCUCUGGAGAGGUGGAGGCAGAGAAAGCAGAGACCUGAGAGUGAUGGAGGAGAAGGGAGGGGGGGUAAUUUAAUAUGGGGAAAAAAGUCUAUGUAUAUUUAAAAGGAAUAAACUCUCGUGACUAUUGGGCAGCA